Messenger RNA from Didymodactylos carnosus, 1040 nucleotides. The record is from the annotation of a GenBank genome assembly. Lineage: Eukaryota; Metazoa; Rotifera; Eurotatoria; Philodinida; Philodinidae.
UAGAUGAGUCUGGUCUUUUUUGAAUAUUUUUGACCACGAUUUUGCGGAAAAAAAAUUUCGUCUUUUAGGUGUAAUUUGUCUGUUGUAGAAAUUAUAAGUGACUCGGUCAACUAUGGUUAAAGAUUCUUUAUAUAGAAUAUUGUAGAGUAAAUCAAGGGCUAUUUUUCUAUACAAAUACAAGUUGGAUUCUCGUUUGCAUAUGGAGAAAAAAAUACUGAAAACAUCGCUGAUAUCGUCUUUUAGGUACAAUGUAAAAAUAAUUUCUUCCUAUUUAAAUGAUCCAUCCAUAAGGAUUAUUCAUAGAGUAUUUUAUUCAGUUUUCCAAAAAUAUUAUGUGUUCUAACAACGACGUCCUCUGAUGGAAUCUCAAAAUAAGCAACGUUAAAUAAUUAAAUUUAUUUCAAUACGUAAAUAUAAUAUUUCAAAUAACCAUUGAUCUGUAUGUUUUGUUUUGUACCUUUCUUGUACAUACAGAUCAAUGGUUAUUUGAAAUAUUAUAUUUACGUAUUGAAAUAAAUUUAAUUAAAAGUAUGUCGAAUUCAAACUCAAAUUCUUAUUUGUAUAAACAAAAAUUAUUUAAAUUAUUAUUUAAAUUAAAACAUUUAUUAUUAUUAAAUUAUUCAAAUGAUGAAAUAGAUAAUAAUAUGGAACAUAUAUUUCAACUUUUAGAUACAUUUGGUUAUUCAGUAAUAGAAUAUAUUGAAUGUACAUCAUCUUCUUCUAAUAAUAAUCAUGAAUUAGAUAUACAUGAUAUUAAAUAUUUAAUUGACAUAUUCAAUCUAUUAAUCGAAUGUGAAAUAUAUUGUUGUUUUAAUGAUAAUAAUCUAUUAAUAAUAGAAAAAUUACGAUUAAAAUCAUUAUCAUUAUGGAAAUUAUCAUUAGAAAAAUUAAAAUUAACAAAAUAUUUGAAUAAUAAUAUAAAUUUAUUUAAAUAUAUUUCAAAUGAUGAAAAAAUGAUAAUUGUCAAUUAUUUAUAUAAAAUAGAUGAAGAUAAAGGUAGUUUAAUAAUGAAACAAUUAUUAGAAUUAUUAAAAAAUAUU